AUAUCUAAGUGCAUGGUCAUUUAUUACCCUUACAACUACCCGUAGUAGAGGAGCUGUUACGGAAGUAUGUGUGGAAAAUGGCUUCGGAGACAAACGACACAGAUUUGGUAGCAGAACUCAGUCCGAAAUCAUCAGAGCCGUCCAGUCCCAGACGGAUGGAGCCUCCCGUUAGGAGCAGCGGUAGUCCCUCAGCCAGAGACGCCGGGGUCGAGAGGAUCCGUGCAGAAGACAGAGAGUCUGGAAGUGAGAGCCCCAAGCCAGCCAACCCCGGGGUGGUGAGCCCCAGGGCAGGCAGGGUCGGGGCAGCGAGCCCCAAAGAUGGUGCUUCCUCCGGGCCCAGCGAAGGCAGCCAGGAUUCCAGCGGGUCCCGCAGUGACAGUAGCGAUGACGAAGACAGCGAUGAUGAAGACGAAGGCACGGUCCGCAGGAUGAAGAGCAGCGUUGCUCACGUCAUCAGGAGAGACCCAGGUGAAGCCGGCCAGGCCAGGAGAAGGAGCUCAUCCCCAGACCACGAGAGCGAUGAGGGCCGGAAGUCACGGUCACGGUCUCGCUCCAGGAGCCAGGACAGAGAUCGGCGCUAUGAGAGGGGACGCUACGGCAGAGAUCGGUACCAGGACCGAGACAGGGACCGCUACGAACGCCACUCCAGCCGGGACAGGGAGGACUUCAGGAGGAGGGGCCGGUCUCCGUCCCCAGCCAAUAGGGAGGCUGCAGGCGAAGAGCCUCCAACCAAGAAGAAGAAGGAGGAGCUGGACCCCAUCCUGACCCGCACGGGGGGGGCCUACAUCCCCCCCGCCAAGCUCCGGAUGAUGCAGGCGCAGAUCACCGACAAGAGCAGCCUGGCAUACCAGCGUAUGAGCUGGGAGGCUCUGAAGAAAUCCAUCAACGGUCUGAUCAACAAGGUCAACGUGUCCAACAUCGCCAUGAUCAUCCAGGAGCUUCUGCAGGAGAACAUCGUCAGGGGCAGAGGUGUGUUUUCCCGCUCGGUCCUGCAGGCCCAGAGUGCGUCUCCCAUCUUCACCCACGUGUACGCUGCCGUGGUGGCCAUCAUCAACUCCAAGUUCCCCCAGAUAGGAGAACUCAUCCUCAGGAGACUCAUCCUCAACUUCCGCAAGGGAUACCGCAGGAAUGACAAGCAACAAUGUCUGACGGCAUCCAAGUUUGUGGCCCACCUCAUCAACCAAAAUGUGGCCCACGAGGUGCUGUGUCUGGAGAUGCUGACCCUGCUGUUGGAGAGGCCUUCAGACGACAGCGUGGAGGUCACCAUCGCCUUCCUCAAGGAGUGUGGCCUCAAGCUCACAGAGGUCUCUCCCAGAGGCAUCAAUGCCAUUUUCGAGCGCCUGAGAAACAUCCUCCACGAGUCGGAGAUCGACAAGCGGGUGCAGUACAUGAUUGAGGUGAUGUUUGCCAUCAGGAAGGACGGCUUCAAGGACCACCCCGUGGUGCCCGAGGGCCUGGACCUGGUUGAGGAGGAGGACCAGUUCACCCACAUGCUGCCCCUGGAGGACGAGUACAACCAGGAGGACGUCCUCAAUGUGUUCAAGAUGGACCCAGACUUCUUGGAGAACGAGGAGAAGUACAAGACCAUAAAGAAGGAGAUCCUGGACGAGGGAAGCAGCGACUCGGGAGAGGACGCGGACGGGAGCGACGAUGACGACGACAAUGAUGAAGAGAAGGAGGGAGAGGUUGGAGAAGACGGAGAGAAGAUUACCAUCUUCGACCAGACAGAAGUCAACCUGGUCGCCUUCAGGAGAACCAUCUACCUGGCCAUCCAGUCCAGUCUGGACUUUGAGGAGUGUGCCCACAAGCUGAUUAAGAUGGACUUCCCUGACAGUGAGACGAAAGAGUUGUGCAACAUGAUUCUGGACUGCUGUGCCCAGCAGAGGACCUACGAGAAGUUCUUCGGUCUGCUAGCAGGGAGGUUCUGUGUGUUGAAGAAGGACUACAUGGAGAGCUUCGAGGCCAUCUUCAUCGAGCAGUACGAGUCCAUCCACCGCCUGGAGACCAACAAGCUGAGGAACGUGGCCCGGCUGUUUGCUCACCUGCUCUACACAGACUCCAUCCCCUGGAGCGUGCUGGAGUGCAUCAAGGUGAGCGAGGACACCACCACGUCCUCCAGCCGCAUCUUCGUGAAGAUCCUGUUCCAGGAGCUGUGUGCCUACAUGGGCCUGCCUCGCCUCAACGAGAGGCUGAAAGACAUGACUCUCCAGCCCUUCUUCGAGGGCCUGUUUCCCCGCGACAACCCCAGGAACACCCGCUUCGCCAUCAACUUCUUCACCUCCAUCGGUCUGGGUGGCUUGACUGACGAGCUGAGGGAGCACCUGAAGAACGCCCCGAAGAUCAUCAUGACCCAGCGGCAGGAGGUGGAGUCGUCCGACUCGGACUCAUCCUCCUCCGACUCGUCCUCGUCCUCCUCCUCAGACAGCAGCAGCAGCAGCAGCAGCGACUCCUCCAGCGACUCGGACUCCUCCAGCAGCUCAGACUCCGACUCCAGACAGAAGAAGAAGAAGAAGAAAAAGCCAGAGGCCAAGAAAGUGGACAAAACCAAGAAGAAGAGCUCCCACAAGUCCUCCAAGAAGGCUCCGCCGGAGGACCGAGCCGGCAAGAAGCAGGAGGGACGCCGCCGUCGCCACGACGACAGCAGCAGCAGCGGCGAGGAGCGGCCCCAGGCCCUGCGCCAGCGGGGGCCCCGCGACGACCCCUCGCCCGCACGGGAGCGCGCCCGCCCCGGCCAGGAAGCCCCGCCCGCCAGGCCACCCAGAGAGGAGGAGGAGGAGAGGCCCGACGCACGCAGACACCGCGACAAGGAUAGGACCGGCCGGCCUCGUAGCCCGGAAAGGGAGGAGAGGGGGAAGGAGAGGGAGGAGAGGGGGAAGGAGAGGGGGAAGGAGAGGGAGGAGAGGGGGAAGGAGAUGGGGAAGGGGAAGGAGAGGGAGAAGGAGAGGGAGGAGAGGGGGAAGGAGAGAGAGGAGAGGGGGAAGGAGAGGGAGGAGAGGGGGAAGGAGAGGGGGAAGGAGAGAGGGAGGGAGCGGGAGAAAGAAAGGUCAAAGUCACAGGAACGCGGCCGCAAGGAGAAGGACUCCAGAGACUCUUCCAGGAACGGGCUGGAGAGGAGGGAGGACAGGAAGGAGAGGGGGGAGGACAGGAAGGGGGAGGAGAGGGGGGAGGAGAGGAGGAAAGAGGAGAGGAGGGAGGGGAGGGAGGACAAGGAGAACAGGCAUUCCGAUCGGUACAGGGAGUCCAGGAGGAACGAGGAGAGGAGCAGAGAUGACUCCCCUCGCAGGAGGAGAUAGUUUGGUUACAGGAGGAGGAGAUGGGGAGGGGAUAAGGGAUAACAGCCACACUAGAUGGAAUAAGAGAAUACUAGUGAUGAAAGUCUGGCUGCAUCAAUAUAAGGGCUGUCACAUCCAUACUGUCAUCAUGCAGCCUAGGUGGUUAUGAGCUCAAGUCUUUUUUUCCGGUCAUUGUGGCCUUCUAAACCAAGCCGCUGUGUGGAGGUCCCAGCCCUGGUUUCACCUGGAUCAGAUCUACUCUGUAGGCAGGCAGGGAGGGAGGGGAGGAGAGGGAGUGGAGAGCUGACGCUAUGUCUACUGUGUAUCCAUAGCUGUGAACCAGACCUCCUGCCAGCUUCCUGCCGUUCUGACUGCUGGAGUGUGUAAUGUGUUUCUCAUCCAGUCCUGGCUUCUCUGCUCAUCGUGGUCUUGUGUGUGUGUGUACCAAACAGCUGCAGCCAGGUGAAGUGUGUGUUAGCAGGGUGAGGCUCCUGACCUGCCAUGCAGUGUGGUCUGUGUAUAUAUAUGAUAUAAAUAAAGGACAUCUCUAGGGGUUCUAACUGCCGAAGUCUGCCGGCCUCACACCCUCUAAAUCGCCAUGUUUGUAUUUGCUGCAGCAUAUUUUGUAUUGGUGGAACCUAUUUUUCUGUUGAUGAAAAUUGUGACAAGAUGAAACAUGAAUAAAAACUCCCUCAACUGUUCUCCCUGUGCUGUGCUUUACUCACUCCAGCUGUGGCCUAGUUAGCUUUGGGAAACUGGUCGUUUGACGAGGCUUCAGAUAAAUAGCUGAUGCCCUUGCAAGUGUCUUUGACUAAAAGCCCAAGUACCAAACAGCUUAUGAAAGUUGCAGUUGGAUGAGAGUGAAUGUCCUCGCUUUCACCCAGCUGUCUGCUUUGCGCCAACAUAUUUUACCGUGAGGUAGACCACUGAGGAAUGAAUUCCCCAAACCCUGAAACGGCAUCCAACUGUUAGGAGCUAAAUCAUUUGCUCCUCAAGCCUGUGUGUUUUGCAUAAGUGUUGUCUUUUUUUCACAUUCUAAAAUAAACUUGUUUUUCCUAU
This is a messenger RNA of Osmerus eperlanus (European smelt), 4331 nucleotides long. RefSeq names its product CWC22 spliceosome associated protein homolog (gene cwc22). The transcript is spliced from 21 exons. Bases 78 to 3293 code for a protein of 1071 amino acids. Lineage: Eukaryota; Metazoa; Chordata; Actinopteri; Osmeriformes; Osmeridae. The record is from RefSeq and is a predicted model, not a curated record. Gene Ontology annotation, cellular component: catalytic step 2 spliceosome. Gene Ontology annotation, biological process: mRNA splicing, via spliceosome. Gene Ontology annotation, molecular function: protein binding; RNA binding.